Molecule: messenger RNA, 1125 nt
Organism: Boleophthalmus pectinirostris (great blue-spotted mudskipper)
Lineage: Eukaryota; Metazoa; Chordata; Actinopteri; Gobiiformes; Gobiidae
Gene: snx10b
Product: sorting nexin 10b
Exons: 6
Coding region: 97-735 (212 amino acids)
Biological process (GO): intracellular protein transport
Molecular function (GO): phosphatidylinositol binding
Source: RefSeq, a predicted model, not a curated record
CUCCAGCAGCCGUGUGUUUCUGAAACCUUUGUUCAUGAACAAUAAAACAUUAAAAUGAAAUGCACCGCAAUCAUCACAAUCUGAGGUUUUUGGAGUAUGACAGAAGACACCACCACAAAACAACAGACAAUUAGUGUUUGGGUUCGCGACCCAAGAAUUCAGAAGAAUGACUUUUGGCAUGCCUACAUCGACUAUGAAAUCUGUCUCCAUACGAACAGUGUUUGCUUCACAAAGAAAACCUCCAGUGUGAGACGAAGAUACAGUGAGUUUGUAUGGCUCAGGCAAAAACUAGAAGCGAAUUCCCUGCUUAUGAUAAAGCUUCCAGAGUUGCCUCCCAAAAACCCUUUCUUCAGCCUGAAUAAUGCGCGUCAGAUCACAGAGAGGAUGACAGGGCUGCAGAGGUUUCUGGAACAGAUUCUUCAGAGCCCUCUGCUCCUGUCCGACAGCUGCCUGCACCUCUUCCUUCAGUCUCAGCUCAGCGUGAACAAAAUGGAGGCGUGUGCCGAAGGGAGGACGCCGUUCUCUGUGUCCCAGGCCGUGCAGCGCUGUGGCCUCAGACGUUUCCACUCAGACGAAGAUCUGCACAAAAACAUGAGCCUCAACUGGGAUUCAGACAGCUCUGAGUGCACUGAGACUGAACCAUCGCUGCUAAACAAAUCCCAGAGUGCAGCAUUAUUCCGGUAUCCAGAACUGGACCAGGAAGACUCUCGGAACUGCACAUGUGAAUCUGCAUGAACUUUCACCAGAUAACUGAGCUUUUGGGCUGUUACUCGUUACUGCACUUUUACCAUAAUCAGUCAAUCUUCAGUGUAAAAAGAAUAUAGCAAAUGUGUUUUAAUAAUGUUUGUUUAAUAAUGGUGCAUUUAUUGUUUAUACUGUCCCACAUCAGUGAAGGAACAUGGCUCUAAACUUAUAUCGAAAGCUUUUAUUAAUACUAGUGCUAGUAUUGGUUACAUCAAAAAGCCGCCAUAGCACACUAAACAUUAGGUAUAAUAGUUAGUCAUUACACCUAAUAAUUCAAAUGUGUUUUUAUAAAUUAUGAAUUGCAAAACCAAGGAAAAGUCUAAUAAAUGACAUGAACUCUAUUGCAGCAAUGCUGUAGUAGCAUGUUUCCUAAAGAUGGCA